This is a messenger RNA of Caenorhabditis sp. 36 PRJEB53466, 1529 nucleotides long. NCBI's taxonomy places the organism in Eukaryota, Metazoa, Nematoda, Chromadorea, Rhabditida, Rhabditidae. The record is from the annotation of a GenBank genome assembly.
AUGCGCCGAUCUCUUAUUAUUUUUGUGUGGUUUGUUGUUUUUGUUGUUUUUUGUAAGAAUAAACCUGAAAAGGUGAUCGAAGAGGAGGAAGAGGAGGAAACUGGAGAUGAUUUUGAGGAAAGUGAGUUCUAACUGUAGUUAAUGUUCUAGUAAAUCAACAAUUUCAGUUUGCCCUUUCCCCUGGCAAACUCACGAUCAAAACGUUCUUGCACAAUAUUCAAUGUGCAAUGAUGUGAUCAAUGAAGGUGUAAAAUGUACUCCAAACGAUCCAGUUGAGUGUACCGGUAGAAAUCCAAUGUGUGUCUUCUCGAAACUAACAAACGAUCAUCGAUGUUGCGCGGAUGUUCCCCAAGAUUUGAGUAAUCCUCCUGGUGUUCCGGAACAAGUCAAGCCAAGUAAGAUGCACAAUAUGGAAAGAUAAAAAUAAAGUUUUAAGUCUGUCCAUAUGGUGCAUCUUCCUACGAUCUUCCGUCCGUUCUCCUUUGUGAUCCAACAGAAGACAAGGCAUGUCCGGAACACUACACAUGCGAACAGGCGGUCAAUCAUCAAAUGCUCACGACCUACAACAUGCAUCUUUGCUGCAAAACUUCCACACUCGACUCAUUUGAAAACGGUAAAACAGAAAACUUACGACGUUCUUGAAACGAAAAGGAUUUUUAGUGUUUUAUGAGACAAAAGUUGGUAUCAACAAGAUGUCAUCUAAUCUUUCGAUGCCGAUUUUCUACGUAACACAGUUGUCCCCGUCCAUUAUCCCGAUUGCUCCAUCCGGUGGUAUUGAUUAUGUCUGUAAAAAAUGCUGAUUUUUCUGUUCUGACAGUCAAUAUUCAGGUUGUACUGAAUGAGUACAUUCCGAGCAAAACUAAAUCGAAUACUCCUGAAAUCCGUACCGGGGAUCAUUUCGCAAUGCUUCCAUACCGAUUUAGAGAGCCAGUUUAUUUGAAAAAGGUAAGACAUCUUACUUUUUUUGGAGGGAACCACCGUUUUUUAAGGUUUACUUGUUCCACGAGCCAAUGCCAAAUUUCUUUUUCCACGUAUUAGUUUUAUUCAGUAAGUGUUCCAAAUAUAAGCACUCACUUUCGGAUCGUUUUCUAGAUCCUCACGGAAAUCCUGAAUCAAUGAAUUUGUAUUAUAAUCGGCCGUCUUCACUCUCGAGAGAAAUCGAUUUAUCCGUUCCCGUUUGGGACGAAGGAGUGUUUUUCAGAAACAUGAAUCGAAUUCUUACUAUUCAAUCUGAUCAAACGUCUAGCCGUCAAAGUAGGAAUCUCACAUAAAAUCCUAAUUUUUUGAUGUUAAAUUCCAAUUUCAGUUCGCCGGUUAUACAUAGUUUUGGUGUUCAAAACGAAAUUCCGGAUAACCAAGAGAAAUCCGCAAGUUUGGAAUGAUUUCCAUACAAACUACACAACGUUCACAGAAUUUUUGAACACGGAAACUGGAAAACAGCUCGGAAGUCCGAUGGCCGGAACUUAUUAUUACGUAAUUUGCAGUGAAUUGAGCAAAUAUUACAUGAACUGUUUCAGAUCACCAAAUAA